Saitoella complicata NRRL Y-17804 is the source of this 303-nucleotide messenger RNA. RefSeq lists its product as uncharacterized. Lineage: Eukaryota; Fungi; Ascomycota; Saitoellomycetes; Saitoellales; Saitoellaceae. Gene Ontology annotation, molecular function: structural constituent of ribosome. Gene Ontology annotation, cellular component: mitochondrial large ribosomal subunit. The record is from RefSeq and is a predicted model, not a curated record. The annotation marks the transcript as partial. The transcript has a single exon.
GGUCACUCCCUCACCUUCAAACAACAAGACCGCGGUCUUUACGGUGGCAAACACAUCCAGUUUGGAAACUCCAUCUCUGAAUUCAAGAACAAAAACCGGAGGACAUGGUUGCCAAACAUCCAACGCUCAACGCUCUACUCCAAAACCCUCAACAAGAAGUUCAAGAUGAAGGUUACGACGGGGUUAUUGAGGACGUUGGAUAAGGUAGGUGGAUUGGAUGCGUAUGUGACGGGUUGUAAGAUGGCGAGGAUGAAGGAGAUUGGGGUUGUGGGAUGGAGGCUUAGGAAUAAGAUUCAUAGGAAG